AAUUUUUUUUCCAGAAAUUUGACUAUAUUCAUAAAACAAUCAAAAUUGAAGGUUGAAAAAUUUUACAUUUAAUUUGAUGGAGAAAUUUGUUUCGAUUUUAAUUAAACAUGGUGGCAAAUGGAAUUCAUCAGGGAAAUACGUCGACUUUGAAAUGGAGGGCAUCCUAUACGAUACUUCUACUCUUUAUACUGGUUUAGUUAAUUCUAUAGUAACUCAGCUAAACAUAGAAGAAAAUCUAAAUUCUGUUGAGAUAAAGUAUAUAGUUAGCGAAAUGUGUCCACCUAUAAAAAUUCAUAAUGAUGUUGGGGUAAAGGUUUAUCUAGAUCAGAUGAGGGUGAAUUUGGAUUUUUUUACAAAAUAUCCAUUAUGCAUCACUUUGAAAGAUUGUGGGCAGUAUAACGAAUGUCAUAGAGUUAUAGUUAAUGAUAUAAUAAAUUCUGAUGUUAGAUUAUCACAGAAUAACAUAGAUCUAUACUCCAACAAUUCUAUCCGUUUGAUCGGAAUGGAUUUAGACGGAGUUGUCAAUGAUAAUAAUGAAGUAGAUAAUGAUAUAAUAUGUGAUCAUUCUAAUUUAUUUGUAGCUGAAAAUAAUAUUUAUAAUAAUAAAGAAACCCUUAAGGAAGUUAUGAGGCAUGUGGGACUUGUUGAGAAGUUCAGCUUUCGGGUUGCACGUUGUAAUUCAUCUAAUUAUCAUCUGCAUUGUAUUUCUAAGAGUUGUUCUUGGAUGAUGAGGGCAUCUAGUUUGAAUAAAUCUAGUUUAUUCAAAGUUCGGAAGUAUAUUGCUCAGCAUACAUGUUGUGUUAGAGAAAGAGUUUAUGCCAGACGUCAAGGGAUAACUGACGUUGUAGCUGUAUUGAUAAUGGAUAAUUAUAUUGAUCCAUCUAAGGUAUAUACUCCAAAGGAUGUAGCUGAUGAUAUGUUGAAAUUGCAUGGUGUUUCGUUGACAUACAUACAGGCAUGGAGAGCUAAAGAAAAAGCAGUAAAGUUGGUGCGAGGAGAUCCAGCAGAAUCUUAUGCAAGAUUACCUGGUUAUUUUUACAUUUUGGAGCAAACAUAUCCAGGAUCUGUUUUGAAAAUAAAAAGGAAUGAAGAUGAUACAUUUUUAUAUGCAUUUGUUGCUUUAGAAGCAUGUAUUAGGGGCUGGGAAUAUUGUAGGCCAAUUGUAGUUGUUGAUGGUGCUGCAUUAAAAUGUUCAUAUGGUGGUACAAUGUUAACUGCAAGCACAUUGGAUCCGGGAGGUCAUAUACUUCCGUUGGCGUAUGCGAUAGUAGAUUCUGAAAAUGAUGCUUCAUGGACAUGGUUCUUUGAGCAAUUUAGAGAAGCAUAUGGAGUUAGACAAAAUAUGUGUUUUAUGUAAGACAGAAAUGAAAGCAUAUGGAAAGGGACAACAAAUGUAUAUCCUGAAUCAGAACAUUAUGCAUGCAUAUGGCAUUUAUCAGUCAAUGUUUUGAAGAAUUUCAAUAGAAAUACUGAAGAUUUGAAGAUGUUGUUCUUUUCAUUGGCAAAAGCUUAUACAAAACAACAGUUUGAGACAAUUAUGGGAAGAAUAGAUCAGAUAGAUACGCGAAUACGACCAUACUUGUUUGAUAUUGGUUAUAGCAAAUGGUCAAGAGCUUACUCGAAUUGUAAGCGCACAUGGACGAUGACUUCAAACAUCGCGGAGUCAUUGAAUAAUGUUAACAGAUUAGCACGGAGGUUACCGGUGAUUUCACUUCUUGAGUUUAUGAGGGUGACAAUUCAGAGGUGGAUUCACAAGCAUAAUGAGGAGGCUGAUAAGACUACAUCUAAUCUGACAAAAAAAUAUGAUGUUUAUCUACAGAAAAGUAUUACGUUGUCGUGCAAUAUGAGGGUGAUACCUUCAACUGUAGAUCUGCAUGCUGUAGCUGAAGGAGCAAAGAAAUACAUAGUAAAUUUGAACACAAGGAUGUGUAGUUGCGGAAGAUUUCAACAUUAUGAGAUACCAUGUGGUCAUGCAAUUGCUGUUCUCCGUUACAGGAAGUUACAUGAAGCAGAUUUCUGUUCUGCUUUUUAUAGCCUCAAGAAUUUCAAAGAUGCUUAUGCCAUUCCUGUCGAGCCUAUCCCGUGCGAGAGUACAUGGGAUAUACCAAGUUAUAUUUCAGAUCCUAAAUUGAUGCCGCCUGGUCAAAAAAGAGCAGCAGGAAGACCCAAACUUGAACGGUGGAAGGGAUUCGCAGAUGUGAAAUUCAAGAAGACAAAAAGCACAUGCAGUAGAUGCCAUCAGGUUGGACACAAUAGGAAGACUUGUUCAAAUUAUCCUGUACAAAAACAAUGAAGUCGUAAUGUUAAUUCUGUGUUAUUGAGGCAUUACAUUGUUUUAUAAAUGUUUUUUGUACUGA
This is a messenger RNA of Solanum pennellii, 2357 nucleotides long. RefSeq lists its product as uncharacterized. The record is from RefSeq and is a predicted model, not a curated record. The coding region runs from base 77 to 1357 and encodes 426 amino acids. The transcript is spliced from 6 exons. NCBI's taxonomy places the organism in Eukaryota, Viridiplantae, Streptophyta, Magnoliopsida, Solanales, Solanaceae.